Molecule: messenger RNA, 1236 nt
Organism: Raphanus sativus (radish)
Lineage: Eukaryota; Viridiplantae; Streptophyta; Magnoliopsida; Brassicales; Brassicaceae
Product: putative FBD-associated F-box protein At1g50980
Exons: 1
Coding region: 1-1236 (411 amino acids)
Molecular function (GO): protein binding
Source: RefSeq, a predicted model, not a curated record
AUGAGGGCUCAGAUUCGUAGGAGGGGUACAAGGAGGAAUCCGUUUUGUAGGAGGGGUACAUUGAGUGAGUUUCCAGACGAGUUGUUGCUGAAGAUACUGUCUUUUCUUCCUAGUAAAGAUGUUAUAGCCACGAGUGCCAUUUCAAAACGGUGGAAGUCUCUUUGGAAGGAGGUAAAUACAUUCAGAUAUGAUGAUACUCGUCCUACUUUUAAAAUGUUUGCGCUAUUCAUUAGAAGCAAAUCAAGUGUAGACAUCUUGCAGCUCAAGUUUAGCCCAGGUCUUUCGGUAACCGCUGAUAUCAACCCUUUGGUUGAUGAUGCAGUUGCUCGCUCUUUGAGAGAGCUGAGAAUAGAGAUGCUUUACAUAUCCUAUGAGUUGCCCCAAAGCUUGUAUUUCUAUCCACAACUUGAAACCCUCAUACUCCAGAAACUUAGUCUUGAGGAUAUUCCAUCUAACGUUUCUUUGAUUGGUGUCAAGAAACUCCACCUUUUAUCGGUUAGAUUCUCAAGCGACGAAUCAGUGAUUAAGCUUCUAAGCAUAUGCCCACUUCUUGAAGACUUGGUAGUGAGAAGAAGCUUGUAUACCAAUGUGAUGAUAUUUACUAUUGAUGUUCCUACAUUGAAGAGUUUAUGCAUCUAUAAUUGGUCUGGGAAGUCAAGGCCUGAAGGGGUUCAUGGGUUUGUGAUCAAUGCACCUGCUUUGAGGUGCUUUAGCAUUAAGGAUAGCUUCAGCAACUAUUUACGGUUUGGUAAUAUGCCGGAGCUGGUCAAGGCGAGUGUCAACAUUGUUUGUGACCAACCUGAGGACAUUCUAGGCUCUCUUGUCUCAACAAGAUAUCUCUCUCUGUGUUUACAGUCUCCAUAUCUUCAUCUCGCUACUUCCUUUCUCUUUCUUGACCACCUAGAGCUAUAUGCAUGUCCUUCCCACUGGUGUAAUUUACUCAAAGACACUCCAAAACUUCGAGUUCUCAAGUUGUAUCAGAACAACGAGACGGCUGCUCCUUGGAACCAGCCAAAUUCUCUUCCCGAAUGUUUGUCAUCCCAUCUGGAGAUCUUCGAGUGGAGACAGUACAACGGCACCGACGAAGAGAGAGAAGCUGCAAAGUACAUCCUAGCAAAUGCGAGUUGUCUAAAGAAGGCGACAUUCUUCUCAAAAUCUGCAAAGAAAGUUGAUAUGCUGAAGGAGUUGGAGUCUGUGGCAAGAGGCUCAAAGACUUGCAUGCUUGUGUUUGAGUGA